AACACGUGGUUGAAGUGAGGAAGUAGUUUCUAAACAGAGCUUGACCUUAAAAACGCAUGAAAAAUAUGCUGGCAAUAUAUGUACUGUAGUAUUGUCACUGUACAUUAUUUAAUGUAUGAGAAGUAAAUGUAGCUGCUGUUCUAAUGGAUCCUAAUCUGUUGUAUUGGAAAAGCCAAGGACAGACUUUCAUCAGUCGACUACAGAUCUGGGUUAAUCUUCUUGAUCCAACCUCUCUGCUUUCCUCUGAUGCUGAAAUACAGAGUGCCCACGCUCUUCUUGAAAGUGGAGAGAAGCAACAUGAAAAGGAUGGACAGGCAUUGACCCUUUCACUUUCAUCCGUCCACGCUGAUUCUGGUGCUGCUCUUCCACUAGUUUUCCGACCUCCAGCACUGUUGCCAAUAUCAGCACCUCUGGUUGUUGCCAGCUUUUUGCCACAUAGCAAUGUCAAACCCGCUCUGUUUUGGCAGUUUUUGCUGCAGAGUUACAGUGCUGGGUUCAACUAUGCAAACAGAAAUUCUUCAUCAGAGCAGGGUAAGAAGAUGUCUUUAAAGCAGCUUCUGUUGAUCGCUGGAACGGUUUCCUAUGCAACAUGUGCAGGGGCCCUUCCUCAAAUUUUCAUUAACCGACUUGGUGUGAGAAGCGCGCCAAUCCAGACUUUCUUUAGGUCGAUAGUACCAAUCCCACUCUCAGCUGCUCUGGCCUUCUUCAAUGUGUUUACCGUCAGAAGUGAAGAGUCAGAAACCGGGAUCCAAGUGUUUGACUCCAGUGGAAAUCCUCUCGGCUUCUCUAAAGCAGCAGGAGAGAAGGCUGUGAGGGAAACUGCUUUGUCAAGAGCGGCACUGUUUGGUACCACUGCUGCUGUUCCUAAUCUCAUGGUUUUGCUGCUACAGAGAACAAGACCUUUCCAGAGGAACUCUCUGCUGGCCGCUCCUCUCCGUCACAUAAGUGUUGCGUUUGUUUUAGGCUUGAUGAUCCCGGUCUCAUUCAGUCUCUUUCCACAACUGGGAACGAUAAGGAAGGAAAACGUUGAGCAGGAGCUGCGGGCAGCGGCGGACAACGGACAAUUAUACUACCACAGAGGACUCUGAGGAGAUGUUUUAUUUAGGAGAUUACUGGAUUAAAUGUCUUCUUUAACAUGAUGCAGAUGAAAAUGUACCAUGCAUGUAACAGACUCAAAGAUGAAACGCAGCUUUAAAACAAGCAAGAAGCUACUUUUUACUUUUAUUUAUUUAGUAGGAAUAUUCAGUGUGCCUAUGGAUAGGAAGCAUUACAUCAAUUCAUGAAAAUACAUUUAGUUUUCAAAAUUA
This is a messenger RNA of Micropterus dolomieu (smallmouth bass), 1307 nucleotides long. It is a transcript of the gene sfxn4, whose product is annotated as sideroflexin 4. Gene Ontology annotation, biological process: monoatomic ion transport; mitochondrial transmembrane transport. Lineage: Eukaryota; Metazoa; Chordata; Actinopteri; Centrarchiformes; Centrarchidae. The record is from RefSeq and is a predicted model, not a curated record. Gene Ontology annotation, molecular function: monoatomic ion transmembrane transporter activity. The transcript is spliced from 14 exons. The coding region runs from base 144 to 1088 and encodes 314 amino acids. Gene Ontology annotation, cellular component: mitochondrial inner membrane.